AGGGGCCCUCAUAGGAAAGGGAGUGAGAAGGUGCUGUCAGCAUUUGAGGUAUCGGGAAGUUUGGUACUUAUAACCAAUAGCUUUCUACUCCAAGGGAACAAAAAAAGAGUUACAUUCCCGACUUUGUGUCUGGCUUUCUCCACAUGUGGGGCUCCUGUGGUUGAUUCUUCACCAAACCCUUCAUUUCUCUUCUCGUCCAACAUGGCGGAUGACCUUAAAUUAGAUCUUUCUGUGCCGUUUGGCUGUUCGGAAGAAGCUUUGAUCGCGUGUAGGUCGCUUUCUGUGGAUCCUGAACCGAAACGAGGAUGUGUCAAGAAGGAGAUAUCUGUCGCUGGUAACAUCCUCAAUGUAUCCUUGACUGCUAAAGAAGCAAGAACUCUUAGGGUAUCAGCUAACUCCUUCAUGGAUCAUUUGAUUCUUGUUACAAAGACUAUCCAGGAGUUUGGUCCACCUUUGGAAGAUACCAAAUCCAGCUAAUCACCAAGAAAGAACUACCACCAAAGCAAGUGUACCUAAAUAUAACUACCUAAAGGCUAUCACACGUCUUUUAUCAUACACUUAGAACUGCCACUGGGCUUUGUACUAUCUAUAGGACACUUGCGGACCCAGUACUGGUAUAGAGGGGUGAGUCAGGUGAAGUGCAGAUAGUACAGUCAGUAAAGCUAUUAUAAGUGCCUGUCACAAGGUAAAAGAAAAGUAGUAAUGACUUCAGGUGGCUGGUUACAAGAAUGGGCUCUUCUAGUCAACAAUUCCCUCUGGUUGCUUAUUCAUACUCUGCAGCCUAAAGGUAGUGUUCUACCUGUUGUUGAAAUGGUUUGCAAAGUCAUACAGUGGAAUCCUGGCUUAGGACAACCACUGAAUGAUGACGCCUCAUUUUUCAAGUCCCAAUGACAUUUUAAAUACAUUUUCUUUAAAUGUUUACCCCUUAAUAAGGAAUUUCGUUAUGGAGGAUGGUAUUGUAGGUUCCUGAAGGUGCCCUAACAGGGUUUUACUGUAGCUCGUGCAUUACCAUUAAAGAGAUGUCAGUUCUCA
Messenger RNA from Nematostella vectensis (starlet sea anemone), 1032 nucleotides. RefSeq lists its product as uncharacterized. The coding region runs from base 202 to 477 and encodes 91 amino acids. Gene Ontology annotation, cellular component: EKC/KEOPS complex. Lineage: Eukaryota; Metazoa; Cnidaria; Anthozoa; Actiniaria; Edwardsiidae. The transcript has 4 exons. The record is from RefSeq and is a predicted model, not a curated record.